CAUUGUCAUCUGAAAAAGCUGCCCAAAUUGAAGGAUGUGAUGGUAACCAAUUGAUUAAAUAUUUUGCCAAGAGACAUGUGGAUGAGACAGAUUUUUAUUAUGAUUUUUGAACAAGAUGAUAGUGGUGCUUUAGUUAGUUUUUUUUUGGCGUGAUGGUAGGAUGAUGAGAGAUUAUCAUUACUUUGGAGAUUUGUUGGUUUUUGAUACAACUUAUAGAACUAAUAAAUAUGGAAUGAUAUGUGCUCCAUUUGUUGGGAUGAACCAUCAUGGUAACAAUGUCAUGUUUGGUAUGGGUUUUAUUCUUAAUGAGCGCACCGAGUCUUUUGAUUGGUUGUUUGAUACAUUUUUGCACUCAAUGGGGAGGAAAAGUCCCAUUACAAUUAUGACUGAUCAAGCACAAGCGAUUGCAGCGGGUAUAAGAAACAUUUUUCCUUCAACUGUUCAUCAUCGUUUAUGUGUAUGGCAUCUUGAACAAAAUUCUAAGAAACACAUUGGAGCAUUGAGAGCUUUGGAAGGCUUUACAGAUUUGUUUGGAUAUCUUUUGAAGUAUUGUGAAACUCCUGCUGAAUUUGAAUAUUUCUGGAAAAGGAUGUGUGAUAAAUACAAAUGUGAAAAUGAUGAUUGGUUAUGUGAUUUGUAUAAAAUAAAGGAAAUGUGGUGUCCUGCUUAUUCUAAGAAGUAUUGGUCUGGUGGUAUAUUGUCUUCUCAACGUAGUGAAACUACUAAUAAGUCAGUUUCACAACGUCUUAAUAAGACUCAAGGUUUAUGUGAUUUUUAUCAUGUUUUUCUUGAUGUCAUUUCUGAGUGGAGAAGUAAGGAAGGUGCAAGAGAUUACAAUACUCUGAGGGGUAAUAGGCACCUAGCUUUUGCUAAUAUUGGUAUAUUAGAUCAUGCAAGAUCAUUGUACACUAUUCAAGCUUAUGUUCUUUUUGAAGAGGAGUUCAUUAGGGGGACAGCUUAUGAUCAUGUUGAUAAUGGUUUGCGUUUUCCAGAAUAUUCAUAUCUUCUUUGGAGGCCUGGGAAGGAUAUAAUUAAGCAUGAAGUUGUUUUUAAUAAGGAAACACAUGCAAUUUGUUGCACAUGCAUGUACUUUAGUGAGACUGGUUUACUUUGUUCUCAUUCUCUUCGAGUAUAUCAUUUGCAUUGUGUGCGUAAUAUUCCACAAGAGUAUAUAAUGAAACGAUGGACAAAGGCUGCCAUGUGUAGUCAUGGUAUUGAAGAACCUACUUUGAGGACAAAUGUUGUGGCUACUAGUGUUUGGAGGUCACAAACAAUCAGAAAGUUUGUUAAGUUGAUAACAAGUUGUCAGAAUUCUUUGAAUGCAAGGGCAGAGGUUGAGUGUUAUUUCAAUCUGUUAAAAGAAAAGGUUGAGAGUGUAUCAGGUGUAAUUGACUUUAGUGAACCUGUUAAAGAGGUUGAAAUUGUUGAUCUUGAGAUCAAGAAUCCUCCAAAAGCUAGGCCUAAAGGUGAGAGGAAUGUAAGGCCUAAGAGUACCUUGGAGAAGCAGUGUAACAAGGCAAAGGGUAAUUUCAAGAGGAAAAAGUCUCUGUACACUCCUUACAAAAGGGGUAUAGGGCAAGCAGUUGUACAGGAACUUGAUGAGAACGGUUGUGCUGUUACUUAUGCUAAUUCUAUUAGUGAUCCCAUUGAAUUGAUUGUUUUGAGCAAUAAACGGGCUCAGGUCGGCUUAAAAUCAGCUGUUGUAGAAGAAAUUCCUUCUAGUUCUAAGGAAUCAAAUCAUAGUAUUUCCAAUGAUUUUGAUCAGGCUACUGGUGAAAGCUCUCUUUCAUCUAUCAUAUCUAUUGAUGUUGAUAUUUCAUCUAUUGCUAAGGCGAAGGAUUUAAAUCUUGAAGGUGUUUCUGCUGUUCAACCUUGUUCUAAUUUUGGUGCAAAUAAAGGUGCUUCUGGUGUUAAAACUUACUCUCAAAUUAAUCCAAGAGUUCCAAUUCAUACUAGUGCGUCAACAAAAUCUCCUGUUGUUAUUCAACCUACUGUUCCCAGGAAUGUUCAAAAUCAAACUCAGAAUUGUUCAAACACCAAUCCAGAAAUGAUCAUAUCCAACUCCAGGAAUGUUCAAUCAACAAAUGUUCAAGUUAUUUCUCCUACGGUUCAAAUAAAUGAUCAAGGAUUUCCUGUUCAGAAUGUUCAAGUUACUCCUCCCACAGUUCAAAGAAAUGAUCAAGGUGCUCGUGUUCCAAUUCUUCAAUCAAGAAAUGUUCAAUUAGGUUCUAAAAAGAUUUCUUCUAAAUAUGAUAAGUUGUUAGCCUUUUUUGAUACAAGUGUAGCUAAACGUUUGGCUAAUAAAGAUAAAUAAUUAGUAUUCCAGAACUUUAUAAA
Messenger RNA from Chenopodium quinoa (quinoa), 2337 nucleotides. RefSeq names its product protein FAR1-RELATED SEQUENCE 9-like. Gene Ontology annotation, biological process: regulation of DNA-templated transcription. NCBI's taxonomy places the organism in Eukaryota, Viridiplantae, Streptophyta, Magnoliopsida, Caryophyllales, Amaranthaceae. The coding region runs from base 161 to 2314 and encodes 717 amino acids. Gene Ontology annotation, molecular function: zinc ion binding. The transcript has 6 exons. The record is from RefSeq and is a predicted model, not a curated record.